GCCAUUACGUUACAUACUCGAUCAGUUGAUUGCUUGAUCUUGAACAAGCGGCUGCCAACCGCACAAACGAUUGCAACACUCGUUGCCCGCGAGUCCACCAGAGAGCCCAAGCAAAGCCCAUCAAGUGACCUUGUCUUUACUGGCGUUUAGGAGACCUGAAGCUGGGCCCCGUGGCACAUAGUUAGCGCCAAGAUGUCCUCGUUCAAGAUGCUCGGUGCACACCGUUCGCAGCUUGCGCAGCGUCGCAGCACGCAAGGAUGGCGUACAGCUGCAGCACUCUGCAGCCCUCGCGCCGCACGCCGCGCCGCACGCACUGCGCGCCUGCUGUGCCGUGCGGAGCAGGAGACCUCCACCGUCACCACUACCACCGCGACGGAGGCGGCCAACACCUCCAACGGCAACGGCAAUGGCAACGGCGCCGCCGAGAAGGCCUCCCGCGGCGCCGGCGCCUUCCCCUCCGAGCUGCUGUCUGCCGAGGAGCUGCCGUACGUGGCGCCUGACGACAGCGCCAAGUUCUGGACCGGCUUCAAGCUGGGCUUCGCACUGCCCUGGCGCCGCUUUAAGAAGGACUCGGUGCUGGCGUUCAAGCUGGAGGGCGACAUCAGCGACCAGGAGCGCACCUUCUUCGACAGCGGCACCUCGCUGCCGGCGCUGUGCCAGGCGCUGCGGAAGGCGGCGCUGGACCCGCGCAUCCAGGGUGUGGCCAUUGAGAUUGCGCCGCUGGCCAUUGGCUGGGGCAAGGUGCAGGAGAUCAAGAGGCACAUCGACUACUUCCGCGCCAGUGGCAAGUACUGUGUGGCCUACAUGAAGCAGGCGGGCGAGAAGGAGUACUACCUAGCCACCGCCUGCAGCGAGAUGUAUGCGCCGCCCUCGGCUUACCUCAGCCUGCGCGGCUUCGUGACCGGAGGCACCUUCCUGCGCGGUGUGCUGGACAAGGUGGGCGUGGAGCCGCAGGUGAAGCGCAUCGGCGCCUACAAGUCGGCGGGCGACCAGCUGCUGCGCCGCACCAUGGCCUCGGAGCAGCGCGAGCAGCUGGGGGCCAUCCAGGCCGACGUGGUUGAGGAGUUCCUGCGCCAGGUGUCCACCGCCCUGGGCAAGAGCCGCCAGGAGGUGGUGGAGUUCGUGGAGGCGGGCGUGUACGACACGGCGGCGUUCAAGGCGGGCGGCUGGCUGACGGACCUGUGGUACGAGGACCAGCUCAUCAACGAGCUCAAGAUGAGGACCACGGGCCUGCGCCCGGUGGAGGGCGAGAGCGAGCGCGACAAGGAGAAGCGCGAGAAGGAGCUGGCCAAGCCGCUGCGGCGUGUGGGCCUGCGCAAGUACAGCUCCGUCAGCCCCACCGCCUUCCCCACCCUGGGCACCGCGGGCGGCAAGAAGCGCAUCGUGGUGCUGCGGACCAGCGGCGCCAUCGUGGGCAAGGCCAGCUCCGGCUCCGUCAUCACCCCGGACGGCGUCAUCCCCAAGCUCCGCGCCCUGGCCAAGGACAAGUCGGUGGCUGCUGUGGUGCUGCGGGUGGACAGCCCGGGCGGCGACGCGCUGGCUGCCGACCUGAUGUGGCGCGAGAUCCGGCAGCUGGACGCCGUCAAGCCCGUCAUCGCCUCCAUGGCGGACGUGGCGGCCAGCGGCGGGUACUACAUGGGCAUGGCGGCGCGUGCCAUUGUGGCCGAGCCGCUGACCAUCACUGGCUCCAUUGGGGUGGUGACGGGCAAGUUCAACCUGUCCGAGCUGUACGCCAAGAUCGGUUACAACAAGGAGCUGAUCAGCUGGGGCCGCUUCGCCGAGCUGCUGGCCGACAACAGGUCCUUCUCCAAGGAGGAGGCUGAGCUCUUUGACGCCAGUGCGCAGCACGCCUACGAGUCCUUCCGCAACAAGGCGGCCUCCAGUCGCGACAUGGACGUGGAGGACAUGCAGGCGGUGGCGCAGGGCCGCGUGUGGUCCGGCAACGCCGCAAUCAAGGUGAAGCUGGUUGACGCACUGGGCGGCGUGAACCGCGCCAUUGCGAUGGCCCGCCACGCCGCCGGCAUCCCGGCAGAGGAGCCCGUCACAGUGGUGGAGCUGGGCAAGGUGCGGCCCUCGCCCACCGCGCUGAUCGGCGGUGGUGCCAUGGCGGGCGCCCUGAUGCUGACGUCUCUGCUGCGCGGCCAGUCGCCCGCUGACGCUCUGGCCUCAGCCGCCGGCGCCUCCGCAGCCCUUGGCAUGGGCAUGGGGUCACUGAGCGCCGGCGCCGCCGUCGGCAAUGCGGACGCCGCGGCGGCCGCCGCCGCGGCGGCGCCCGUGGUGGCCGCAGUAGCACGUGAGGCGGCGGCCCUGGCGGCCGUGCUACAGCCGGGGCGCGCGGCGUACCUGCUGACGGAUGUGGAUGCGCUGUCGGUGGCGGCUGGCAGCAGCAGCCUGGGCGGUGUCAUGGGCGCCAGCAGCCUAGGCGGCAGUAGCAGCGCCGGCAGCAGCAGCAGUGGGGAGUUCCUGGAGGAGGGUGGGUCGGAGGGCCUGCUGCCGUGGUGGUGAGAGAUGUAGCUGUAAGUGCACCUGUCGCUGCUGCUGAUUUGUUUGGAAGAGAGUGUUCUACGCAUCUGUAAACGUGCGCGCGCGUGUGCAGGACGUUAGUGCGAGAGAGAUGACAUGAAUUCGAGAGUGUAGCGUUGCUAGGUGACAUGUUGUCGUUUGUGCGGUUACAAGGCGAUUUCGUGGGCUCAUGGCUGCAAAGCUGUCACGCGGCGUUCAGAGUGAUCGUGUGACAGCUGGAAACCAGAUGCGGCGGAGGGGGUAGAGCGAUGUUAAGAGUGCGCCAUCGCUCCAUCAUGGCAUGAGAGAGUCUGGAGUGCAUACUGAAUUCUUUAUGAGGCUCGGAGUCAAGGUGGUAAGCAAGAUUGAACGGCGAUAGGGGGUUGGCCCUUCCACCGCAAGGCGCCAUGUGCGUCCAUCUUUCGAAGACCUCCACGGCAGUGCACGCGUAUGCAGGCGCAGCGCGGUUUGACGUGCUGUUGGUGUAAUUUCAAAGGGGA
This is a messenger RNA of Chlamydomonas reinhardtii, 3002 nucleotides long. RefSeq lists its product as uncharacterized. The record is from RefSeq and is a predicted model, not a curated record. Gene Ontology annotation, molecular function: peptidase activity. The coding region runs from base 193 to 2505 and encodes 770 amino acids. Lineage: Eukaryota; Viridiplantae; Chlorophyta; Chlorophyceae; Chlamydomonadales; Chlamydomonadaceae. Gene Ontology annotation, biological process: proteolysis. The transcript is spliced from 16 exons.